This is a messenger RNA of Hippocampus comes (tiger tail seahorse), 913 nucleotides long. It is a transcript of the gene miso1, whose product is annotated as c18h3orf33 homolog (H. sapiens). NCBI's taxonomy places the organism in Eukaryota, Metazoa, Chordata, Actinopteri, Syngnathiformes, Syngnathidae. The transcript is spliced from 5 exons. The coding region runs from base 63 to 839 and encodes 258 amino acids. The record is from RefSeq and is a predicted model, not a curated record.
GGAGAAAGAAGAAAGGGCGGGACUUCCGGCGACCGCAACCUCACAACCGACAUGUCAACAACAUGCGGGAGUCCAGCAGAGAAACACAAACUGAGGAUGGGAGAAGGCACGAGCCACAAACACAGCGACAAAACAGGGCGUCACACAACAUCGUGUCUACUAUCUCUUGGUUGGUAGAUGACAACCUCACACUUGUGCGGAGCAUAAGUGGCGGGCUUGCUCUUGCUGGGGUGAUUCUAAUUGCAAGGAGCAUCAAACUGAUCACCAAAUUUCAAGCAGUGUCUGAAAUUCCCGCUCGUUUCGUGGAGAACAACGUCAGCCUCCGCGGGAGAGUUCAUUCCGUCAAGGAGCAAAGCCUCCAAGUGGAACACGUGCCUAUUUCUCUGCCUCUGUUGUCACCUUUACUCACCAAACACAAAGGUGUACCCUCCUCACCCUUGCUUGUGAACCUGGCCGGCGUGGAUCUGACGGCAGAUGGCAAGUUAUGGCUGCAGAGGAGCGUACUUCCCACUCAGACGGUGUGGUUGCAGCUAAUUAGCCGACAAGACGACACGUUGCACUGUUUUGUGACCCACAACAAGCAGGGGUCGUCCUGGGGCCGCUCAGUGAACGAACAGGCCCUGAGUCUGGGUCUCGCCCGCACUGCUCCGGUCACUGGCCUCUCGCCAGACACUCGCUUAUACUGGCGUCUGCACAAGCGGCUGCACAGGGCAGAGGUCAAAGCCGAGAAGAAGCGUUUGGGUCUGUGGAAGGAGGAGAGCCAAUGGAAAAGGGUCGUCAAGAUUGUGCGGCACAAUGCAUUAUUUCGACUGAUACGGAGGAUCUUUCGGAAGACCUGAUGAGUAGAUACAACCUCUUUGUUUUGUUUUUCUUUUGUGAAUUACUUUACAUUUAAAGUAAAUUCAAUCCAUGU